Messenger RNA from Rhincodon typus (whale shark), 1791 nucleotides. RefSeq names its product cytoplasmic FMR1-interacting protein 2-like. Bases 1 to 1791 code for a protein of 596 amino acids. Lineage: Eukaryota; Metazoa; Chordata; Chondrichthyes; Orectolobiformes; Rhincodontidae. Gene Ontology annotation, biological process: axon guidance; cell morphogenesis; apoptotic process. The transcript is spliced from 14 exons. Gene Ontology annotation, molecular function: small GTPase binding. Gene Ontology annotation, cellular component: synapse; neuron projection. The record is from RefSeq and is a predicted model, not a curated record.
AUGAAGGGCAUCAAGUUCCUCAGAGUGACGAUAACCAACGACCUGUCCCGGACUUCCCAUGUCAAUCAGCUUCAAGUGGUGCCAUUGUUUGGGGAUAUGCAGAUAGAAUUGGCCAGAUACAUUAAGACCAGUGCUCACUAUGAGGAGAACAAAUCCAAGUGGACAUGUACGCAGAGCAGCAGUAGCCCUCAGUACAACAUCUGUGAGCAGAUGGUGCAGAUUCGGGACGACCACAUCCGCUUCAUCUCUGAGCUCGCACGUUAUAGUAACAGUGAGGUUGUUACAGGAUCAGGCCUGGACAGCCAGAAAUCGGACGAGGAAUACCGAGAGCUGUUUGAUUUGGCGCUGCGAGGCCUGCAGCUUCUCUCCAAGUGGAGUACUCACGUCAUGGAAGUGUAUUCCUGGAAGUUGGUUCAUCCCACAGAUAAAUUCUGUAACAAGGAUUGUCCGGGCACGGCGGAAGAGUAUGAGCGAGCGACUCGCUAUAACUACACGAGUGAGGAGAAAUUUGCACUGGUUGAGCUGUACAUGGUGAGGACCAUGCUGGAAUCUCUCAUCGCUGACAAGAGUGGCUCCAAGAAGACCUUACGAAGCAGUCUCGAUGGUCCAAUUGUGAUCGCUAUCGAGGACUUUCACAAACAGUCUUUCUUCCACACACACCUCCUAAACUUCAGCGAAUCGCUGCAGCAGUGCUGUGAUCUGUCCCAGCUCUGGUUCCGAGAGUUCUUCCUGGAGCUGACCAUGGGCCGAAGGAUCCAGUUUCCCAUUGAGAUGUCGAUGCCAUGGAUUCUGACGGACCAUAUUCUGGAGACCAAAGAGCCCUCCAUGAUGGAGUAUGUUUUGUACCCGCUGGAUCUGUACAACGACAGUGCUUAUUACACUCUGACCAAGUUCAAAAAGCAGUUCCUGUAUGACGAGAUUGAAGCGGAGGUGAACCUCUGCUUCGACCAGUUUGUUUACAAGUUGGCUGAUCAAAUCUUUGCUUAUUACAAGGCUAUGGCUGGCAGCGUAUUGUUGGAUAAAAGGUUCCGAGCGGAAUGCAAGAACUAUGGAGUCAUCAUCCCCUACCCACCGUCCAAUCGCUACGAGACGUUACUGAAACAGAGACAUGUGCAGCUCUUGGGAAGGUCCAUCGACCUCAACAGACUCAUCACCCAGAGAAUCUCAGCUGCGAUGUAUAAAUCUCUGGAUCAUGCAAUCAGCCGCUUCGAGAGUGAGGAUUUAACGUCUGUUGUGGAAUUAGAGUGGCUGUUUGAAGUUAAUCGUCUCACCCAUCGUCUCCUCUGCAAACACAUGACCCUGGACAGUUUUGAUGCCAUGUUCAGGGAGGCCAAUCACAACGUAUCUGCUCCAUAUGGACGAAUCACUCUGCACGUCUUCUGGGAGCUCAACUUUGACUUCCUGCCCAAUUACUGCUACAACGGAUCGACCAAUCGGUUUGUUCGGACAGCAAUUCCCUUUACAGAUGAGCCUCAGAGGGACAAGCCUGCCAGUGUCCAGCCGUAUUACCUUUAUGGGUCAAAGCCCCUGAACAUUGCCUUCACACACAUCUACAGUGCCUUCCGCAACUUUGUGGGUCCCCCUCACUUCAAGACUAUCUGCCGGUUGCUGGGCUACCAAGGUAUCGCUGUGGUGAUGGAAGAGCUCCUGAAAAUCGUCAAAAGCCUGGUAAAUGCCUGGCUCCUGCAAGACUCUAAAGAAAACUUAAACUUGUAUAAGUACAGAAAACAGGACCUUCCCAAAUGCUUUGCAGCCUUUAAAGUUCUUCUUGAACUGCACAACAGUGAUUAG